Molecule: messenger RNA, 762 nt
Organism: Musca vetustissima
Lineage: Eukaryota; Metazoa; Arthropoda; Insecta; Diptera; Muscidae
Gene: slmo
Product: protein slowmo
Exons: 1
Coding region: 114-761 (215 amino acids)
Biological process (GO): phospholipid transport
Cellular component (GO): mitochondrial intermembrane space
Molecular function (GO): phosphatidic acid transfer activity
Source: RefSeq, a predicted model, not a curated record
GGCUGAUCUUUGGACAGCAGAGUGACGAACGGGGUUUUGGUGUAUUUUACAGUGUCGGGGAGUUCUGCGAAACACGAGAACCAACAUACACACACGCACACACAUCUUGCAUAAUGAAAAUUUGGACGUCGGAACACACAUUCAACCACCCAUGGGAGACGGUGGCUCAAGCAGCGUGGCGUAAAUAUCCCAACCCCAUGACACCGUCCAUUAUUGGCACCGAUGUGGUCGAGCGCAAAGUGGUGGAUGGUGUUUUGCACACCCACCGCCUGGUCCAGUCCAAAUGGUAUUUCCCCAAGUGGACCCAUAAAAUAAUUGGCACAGCCAAAUCAUGUUUUGCCAGCGAACGCUCAUUGGUGGACCCCUCGAAGCGACAAAUGAUCCUGAAGACUGUAAAUUUGACAUUCUGCCGUCACAUAUCGGUGGACGAAAUCAUAUACUACGAACCACAUCCCAAGGAUCCCACGAAAACAUUGCUAAGACAAGAGGCUUCAGUGACAGUGCAUGGUGUGCCGUUGUCCCAUUACAUGGAGGAUAUGGUCACUUCGAAUAUUAGCUUGAAUGCGGGUAAAGGACGAUUGGGUCUGGAAUGGGUAAUUGGCCGGAUAAAUGCCGAAGUUAAGGGUAUUGCAGAGACAGCAGCCAAGAGCACAGAUGAUUUGAUAAUGACCACACGACGCUCCCUGGAUGAUAUGACGGAAAGUGCACGAAAGAGUAUGGAUGAAAUAAGCGCGCAGGCCGCUAAGCACAUGCACAUUUAAA